AUGUCGCGCGCUGCGAUGAUAUCGUCGUCAGCUUCGUCCUCUGUAGCCAUGAGAAACCCUAGCUUGUCCUUCUCUUCGUCCCCGAGACUCUUCAAUGGAGUGCCUGUUGGGAACCGUGUUUCGUUCUCCGUUCGCUUUAGUCACACUUCGUUGCGAUGCUACGCUUCGUCCCCCGGCUUUGAUAAAAUUCGGGUUCAGAAUCCUAUUGUUGAAAUGGACGGUGAUGAAAUGACGAGGAUCAUAUGGAAAACGAUUAAAGAUAAACUUAUCUUUCCCCAUCUGGAUUUGGAUAUAAAGUAUUAUGAUUUAGGAAUUUUGAACCGUGAUGCUACUGAUGACCGAGUUACAGUGGAGAGUGCUGAAGCCGCUCUUAAGUACAAUGUUGCCGUGAAAUGUGCUACAAUAACUCCUGAUGAGACCAGAGUGAAGGAGUUUGGGCUGAAAUCAAUGUGGAGGAGUCCCAAUGGCACAAUUAGAAACAUUCUAAACGGUACUGUUUUCCGUGAACCUAUCCUAUGCAGAAACAUCCCUAGAAUAGUUCCUGGUUGGAAAAAACCCAUAUGUAUUGGUAGGCAUGCCUUUGGUGAUCAGUAUCGAGCCACUGAUACAGUUAUUAAGGGGCCGGGAAAGCUUAAAAUGGUUUUUGUCCCAGAAGGAGGGGAUGCCCCUGUGGAACUUGAUGUUUAUGAUUUCAAAGGGCCUGGUGUGGCCCUUUCUAUGUAUAACGUUGAUGAGUCUAUUCGAGCUUUUGCUGACUCGUCAAUGUCGUUCGCAUUUUCCAAGAAGUGGCCACUAUACUUGAGCACCAAAAACACAAUUCUUAAGAAAUAUGAUGGCAGGUUUAAGGACAUAUUUGAGGAGGUUUAUGAUGAGAAGUGGAAGCAGAAGUUUGAAGAAAACUCUAUAUGGUAUGAACAUCGGCUAAUAGAUGACAUGGUGGCUUAUGCACUCAAAAGUGAGGGUGGUUAUGUUUGGGCUUGCAAAAAUUAUGAUGGAGAUGUCCAAAGUGAUUUGCUUGCUCAAGAUGGGAAGACAAUAGAAGCUGGAAGCAGCUCAUGGGACAGUAACUCGUCAUUUUCGGUUACAUCAAAAUGGACAAGAAACCAGUACAAACAGUAUUGCUUCAAUAUUUGCAUGGACACGAGGCUUAGAGCACAGUUGGAGGCUGCAUGCAUUGAGACAGUGGAGGCAGGAAAAAUGACCAAGGAUCUUGCCAUUUUGACCCAUGGUUCCAAGGUAUCGAGGGAGUUCUACUUGAACACCGAAGAAUUUAUUGACGCUGUCGCAAAGAAUGUUGAGCAAAAGCUUCUGGAACCUGCUGUGGUUUAA
Molecule: messenger RNA, 1329 nt
Organism: Prunus armeniaca (apricot)
Lineage: Eukaryota; Viridiplantae; Streptophyta; Magnoliopsida; Rosales; Rosaceae
Source: the annotation of a GenBank genome assembly